Molecule: messenger RNA, 1353 nt
Organism: Stylonychia lemnae
Lineage: Eukaryota; Ciliophora; Spirotrichea; Sporadotrichida; Oxytrichidae
Source: the annotation of a GenBank genome assembly
AUGGAAGCUUCAAAAAGUAACUAAGGUAGCGCACUUGAAGAGGAAAGUAAAGAACCUAACUAACUUAUCAAAGGAAUGAGAUCAUUAUAGUUCAAGAAAAUAGUUCAAGAUCUACACUCAAAGAGAUCAUGGAAGGAAAUUAUAAGUAAUGAUGAAGAAAAAAAAAUUAAAGAUGGUCUUCACACUCUGAGCUACACUAAGCCAUCAAUCAUUCAGGCUGCUGCUAUACCUAAAAUCAGAGCAAGUCCUAAUGAAAACUUUCUUUUCUAAUCGGGAAACGGAAGUGGUAAAACUGGAGCUUUCUGUGUCCCAGCUAUUUUCGCUGUAGAUCCAUCUAGUACUGAUUAUUAAGUAAUAAUUCUUGCUAACUCUAGAGAGCUAAUUAGACAAAUCAAACAAGUUUUAGAUGUAUUGUCAAAGAAUACAGGAAUCAAAAUAGAGAUUGGAGAAGAUGCAGAAAUAAAGCAGUGCUAGAUUCUAGUAACUACUCCAAAUUAUUUCGCUAACAAGCUGACAGGGAGAACAAGCAUCAAACUAAGAGCCAUAAAACUAGUUGUUUUCGACGAAGCUGAUGAAAUAUUCAAGCAUUAAAGUAACCUUGAAAUUUUGGAGGUCUUGGUGAAUUAUCUAAAGUCAAACACUCCUUUUCCUUAGUAUGUACUAUUUUUAGCGACAUUGGAUGAUGAAGUAAUUGAAAAUAUUAAGUCAAUAGUGACUGAAUUUAACUCCUUCAAGCUGAAGAAAGAAGCAUUGGUAUUAAAAGGUGUAUGCCAAUAUUACUUAGUUGCAGAUAUCAAGAAGAGGAGAGAAUUUUUACAAAAAUACUUUGAUAUGUUCAAGUAGUGUGCAAUGAUUUUCACUAAUCAAAAGAAAACUGCAAUUUUCAUUUAAGAUGCUUUGAAAGAAUUAGGUAAUUCAACAGAAAUGCUUAUUGGAGGUGGAACUAUGUCUUUCUAAGAGAGAGAUAGGAUUAUUGAUGGUUUUAGAAAGUAAUCAUUUCACGCUUUGAUUAGUACAAAUGUACUAGCAAGAGGUAUUGAUGUACCAGAAGUCGAUAUAGUAAUAAAUUUCGAUAUUCCAGUGACCUCAAAUGAGGGCUACUACGAACCAGAUUAUGCAAAUUAUCAGCAUAGAAUUGGGAGAACUGGAAGAUUUGGAACUGAUGGUUUAGCACUUACUUUUGUAGAAAACGAUAAUGAUGGAGUUAAUAUGGGGCAUUUGAAGAGUAUUGAGACACACUAUGGAACUGAAAUCAAAGAAGUUAAGUCUAUUGAAGAAUUCCUAGAAAUAUAUCGGGCUAUGAGACCAUAUCUAUUUGUUUAUAAUGAUUCAAAAUAGGGUUUUGAUAUUUGA